AUGGCCACUUUUCUGUCCUUCAUAUUAGACAACCUUCUGCACACACAGAAAGCAGGAACAAAUCAUUGCAGGACAACUUUGAUGUUCUUUGCGCAACUAGAGAAUGCUGUCAUUGGAGUAGCCUUCCGCAUGCCCAUCUCCCCCAGGGCCAUGAGCUACAUGAGGUUGCCUGGAAGAGAACUUGGGGGCAAAGUAGGUAGAGUGUUAUGUGAAGAUGUUCCUGAAGUGAGUCAAGUCUUAAGGUUCCACUGUAGAAACAAGCCAUCUCAAGCCAAAACUAUUCAAUCUAAUUUGGGAACUACUUUGAAGAAUACGUCUACACAAAACAUUCCAAUAGUAAGAAACUAUCAAGAGAUCUACUCAGGAGUGGAACACUUCUACUUAAGGAUAUGUUAUCCCUAUCCUGAGCCCAUCACCAGAUACCUUUAUUACCUCACAUCUGAAUAUGAAGCACUGUUAACUUCAGCAAUGAUGAUAGUGGCUGCAGGUUCCAGAUUAAAUGCUGAAAAUUCAUUUGAGUUUUACUGUUGGAAUGAGUUCAACCAAAUGAGGUUUACCUUUGAAGGUGCACGAUGGAAGAGCAGUUACUUGUCAUCAUUACUCGUCUUGGUUGUCAUGUUUGGGCUACUUAAAGAUAUACCUUAA
Molecule: messenger RNA, 645 nt
Organism: Myotis brandtii (Brandt's bat)
Lineage: Eukaryota; Metazoa; Chordata; Mammalia; Chiroptera; Vespertilionidae
Exons: 6
Coding region: 1-645 (214 amino acids)
Source: RefSeq, a predicted model, not a curated record